Molecule: messenger RNA, 2418 nt
Organism: Ostreobium quekettii
Lineage: Eukaryota; Viridiplantae; Chlorophyta; Ulvophyceae; Bryopsidales; Ostreobiaceae
Source: the annotation of a GenBank genome assembly
AUGGCGAGCAGGGAGGAGCAAGAGGCGGAAGCCCUGCGUAGAUUCCUGGGGAUCGGCCUUGCGGAGACGACCGCAAAGGACAGCGUGAAGAACGCCAAGAAGCGCCAGGCCCUGCUGGAGGUGAUCUCGGAGGCGGGCGUGGAGGAUGGGUGCCCCAAGGCGAUGGGCGCCUUGCUGAACAGCGUCGCGACAAAGUGCCCUGCAAAGGCUUUGGAGCACAGAAAGGUGGUGGCGCGAUACGUCAAAGAGGAGAAAAUCAAGACAAAUGCCCAGCUGGAUGGCGCCCUGGACUACCUGAAGUCUCUGGGGACAGCGUCCCUUGACUUGUCAGAACUGGAGGCUGCAAGCGGCGUUGGCGUUGUGGUAUCUGUUGAGGAGAUCAAGGCAGCAGUGGCACAAAUCAUUCAAGAGAAGAAGGAAACCUUGCUAGAGGAGAGGUACCAGCUUAAUUUGAAUGUGCUUAUCGGUCAGGUAACACGGACCCUUAAGUUCGCAGAUGGGGGCUGUGUUCGGUCAGAAUUUCAGCAACAGGUUGAAGAUCUGCUUGGCCCCAAAACCGAGGAAGAUGUGAAGGCGGCUGGGAUGAAGAAGCCUAAGAAGGCCAAGGCUCCAAAAGAGAAGAGCACGAAUGGCGAGAAGAACAACGAGGACAGCAGCCAAAAAAAUGGCUCCAGCGAAGAAGAGUCAUGGCGCACAGCAGACCCAUUUGCAUUUUUGCCUAAGCCUGAGGACAACCACCAGGUCCACACAACGGUCAAUUUCAGUGAUGGCACGGUGAUGCAUGUGUCCAACACUGAGGAGCAGCUGAGGGCUCAUCUGUCGGAAACUGGUGGCAAAGUCAUCACACGCUUUCCGCCAGAGCCCAAUGGCUACUUGCACAUCGGGCACUGCAAGGCUAUGUUUGUGGACUUUGGAAUGGCGGCACAGUAUGAUGGUCACUGCUUUCUGCGCUUCGACGACACCAAUCCUGAAGCUGAAAAGAUGGAGUACAUUGAACACAUACAGGAGAUCGUUGGAUGGAUGGGUUGGACACCCUGGAAGGUGACUUAUUCCAGUGACUAUUUUGAUCAGCUUUACGAGCUGGCACUGAAGCUUAUCUCAUCUGGGCAUGCUUAUGUCUGCCAUCAGACUGCCGAUGAGAUCAAGGAUUCGCGCCAGGAGCGGCAACCCAGCCCCUGGCGCGACCGGCCAGUCGAGGAGUCGCUGAGGCUCUUCAAGGACAUGAAAAACGGGCUUGUGGAGGAGGGAGCUGCGACUCUGCGCAUGAGAAUGGACCACAAGAAUGAGAACUACAACAUGUUCGACCUGAUAGCUUACCGGGUGAAGUUCGCCCCGCAUCCUCAUGCAGGCGACAAGUGGUGCAUAUACCCCUCCUACGACUACACGCACUGCAUCGUGGACGCCUUGGAGAACAUCAGCCAUUCGCUGUGCACCCUGGAAUUCGAGUCCAGGCGGGCCUCCUACUACUGGCUUCUGGAAGUGUUGGGUCUGUACAAGCCGCACGUGAUGGAGUACUCUCGCCUGAACCUCACCCACAACGUCCUGUCCAAGCGCAAGCUGAAGGCCCUUGUGGACGAGGGCCAUGUCCGGGGCUGGGACGACCCCAGGAUGUAUACCAUCUCGGGCCUCAGGAGGCGGGGCUACACGCCGGCUGCCAUCAACACCUUUAUCCGAGAGAUGGGCAUCACUCGAUCUGACAACGAGGUCCCUGUGCACCGGCUGGAGCACCACGUGCGGAUGGACCUUGAUGCCGCAUCCCCGAGGGUCAUGGCCGUCCUCAGGCCGCUCCAGGUGAUCAUCACUAAUCUGCCUGAUGACCACUAUGAGGAAGUCGUGGCCCAGAGAUUUCCCGGUCGCAAGGGAGAUACCUACAAGGUGCCUUUCAGCAAGAUAGUGUACAUCGAAGCCACGGACUUCAGGGAAGUGGACUCCAAAGACUACUACGGCCUGGCUCCUGGAAAGGCGAUUAUGCUAAGGUAUGCAUACCCCCUGCAAUAUGUUGACCACAAGAAGAACGACGACGGGGUCGUCACCCAGGUGAUGUGCACAUACGACGCGGAGUUCCACAGCGCUCAGAAGAACAAGAAGCCGCCAAAGGGCGUCUUGAAUUGGGUUGGCCAGCCGGCACCGGGAGUGAGGCCCAUGCGCAUCGAAGCCAGGUUGUAUGACGUCCUCUUCAAGGACCCCAGUCCGUCUGAGCUCAGGGACGCCUGGCGCGAUGGCCUCAACGAAGCAUCGGAGGAAACGCUGAAGGGGGCUAUGGGCUGUCCAGAGCUGAGGAAGGCCAAGGUGGGUGACAGGUUUCAGUUCGAGAGGCUGGGAUACUUUUGUGUGGACCGGGACACCAGCGCUGACGUGCUUGUGGUCAACCGGACAGUGACGUUGAGAGAGUCGUUUCCAAAGUUUGGAAAGGCAUGA